UCUCUCCCACUCGCGCAACCCACGCACAACUGCAGCAGCAAGCAACGAGCACGGGCCGUCCUCCCGCACGCACGCACAGAGCCAGGAGACCUCAAACCCGCCUCCUCGGCCACCCUCUCAAAAGCCAAGAUCUCCCGGCGCGCGGCGCAGUAAUGCUCGCCUGAUUGCGCUGGUCAUGGCGCCGACACAGGAGCGGGACUACAUCGGGCUGUCGCCGGCCGCGGCGGCGGCGGCCACGGAGCUCCGCCUGGGGCUCCCGGGAACGGAGGAUGCCGCUGGGGACGGCGGCGGGGCGGCGUCGGGGGCGCCGCUGACGCUGGAGCUUCUGUCCAAGGGCGGGGCGAAACGCGGGUUCGCGGGCGCGGUGGCGGAGGAGGAGGACGAGAAGAAGAAGGCGCAGCCACCGGCCGCCAAGGCACAGGUGGUAGGAUGGCCACCAAUCCGCAGUUACAGGAAGAACACCAUGGCGACGAACUUCUCUGCUCCGAGAAGCAAAGACGAGGCCGAGGCGAAGCAGGCGCCAGCACCAGGCUGCCUUUAUGUCAAGGUUAGCAUGGAUGGUGCUCCAUACCUCAGGAAGGUGGAUCUUAAGAUGUAUAAGAACUACAAGGACCUCUCGCUGGAGCUGGAGAAAAAGUUCAGCGGCUUUACUGUUGGUCAUGGUGAAUCGACUGAAAAAUCAGGAAGAGACGGACUAUCUGAUUGCCGACUGAUGGAUCUUAAAAGCGGGACUGAACUUGUCCUCACUUAUGAGGAUAAGGAUGGUGAUUGGAUGUUGGUUGGAGAUGUUCCAUGGCGGAUGUUCACAGACAGCUGCAGGAGGAUGAGGAUCAUGAAGGGGUCAGAUGCAGUGGGCCUUGCUCCGAGGGCCACCGAGAAGAGCAAGAACGAGAAGUAGCAAAAACGACGAACCCGAUCUGUUUCCUGCGGUCGCAUCGUACAAGGGUGAUGGACCUUAUGUGUGAGAAAGGGAUUUAUAUAUAACCUACGUGUAUUCUCUUUAUUAUUUCCUUCUAUCUAUCUGUGUUCGUUCGGAACAAGCAUGUUAGAUCGUGUAAGUUGAUGUGUGUGUGUAUCUACUACACUACUUUACUUUGAUUCGGUCGCGUGUGUUGUAUGUAGUUUCCGCUGUAAAUCGGUGUGCUAUGCUUGUACCUCAAACUCGUGCUUUCUGGAGUUCGGGCUGUCUGCUUGCAUC
Molecule: messenger RNA, 1198 nt
Organism: Hordeum vulgare subsp. vulgare (domesticated barley)
Lineage: Eukaryota; Viridiplantae; Streptophyta; Magnoliopsida; Poales; Poaceae
Product: auxin-responsive protein IAA21-like
Exons: 5
Coding region: 176-898 (240 amino acids)
Biological process (GO): regulation of DNA-templated transcription
Cellular component (GO): nucleus
Molecular function (GO): protein binding
Source: RefSeq, a predicted model, not a curated record